Molecule: messenger RNA, 3888 nt
Organism: Pocillopora meandrina
Lineage: Eukaryota; Metazoa; Cnidaria; Anthozoa; Scleractinia; Pocilloporidae
Source: the annotation of a GenBank genome assembly
AUGAGGCUUGCCUUCUAUUCCUGCGGUGGGUACAUCUUUACAAUAGGAUGGGCAUUUGGAUACCUAUUUAUUAUGGACACACAUGCCAUAUUCCAUGAGCUCGGCGGUAACGGUAAUGGUUUGGUAAAAGUUUUCCUUCAAGACGAUAGGCAGUUAGCUGCUGAAGAUCUGUGUGCGUGGGUAUGGAAACGACUCAGUCAGAGUGGAGUUAAGAGCUGUGCUCAGCAGUCUGUUGCUGAGAUGACGAAGUCCAGGUAAUAGCGCUGAAAAACUAAAAGCUAACAUCUACUUAACUGACCACACAAGUUGAUUUGAAAAAUAAAGCGUCCAAAUCUCCCACAAGUUCAGAAUGUUUAUAUGGGUUAAGAAAUGAAUGUAAAGAGUGAGUAGACACACAGCUAAAGGUUUGUUUCUUUUUAGUCCCUUUUGUAGUCACAAGACAACUCUAAGUGAGGAUAUCAAAGUACCUUCAAGUAAGUAACAUUUCAUACCCUCCAACUAUCGAAAUGAGGGAAAACUUUAAUACAUAUGCUAAUUCACUUGCUUGUGGCAGAAGAUUAGAAAUGGGUCUAUGUAACAAUCGGCUUCUUCAGUUCUUCUUGUCACAAAGCGUUCGAUUUUCCACACAGGUGUUGAUGAUGACUUGAAAGAAGAGGCAUAUUGUGUACAAGUUAGUAUGUACCCUUUUUAUAAUGUGGUGCCUAGGUAUAAAAAAAACCAAAUAAUUCUGGCUACACUUUCGACAAAUUUUACCAGAUAUCGUGGAAUGGUGCCCGUUAACCACCAGAAUCCCUCUUCUCGUAUGUAGAGUGAACUCAGCGACUCUAUCUUAAUAACCUAUAAAUAUACUACUAUAGAUGCUUAUAGUAAUUUGUUUCUGCUUAACUCUGUAGGGGAAUGAUUCCUCCCAAUCACCCUCUAAAUCUCCUGUGAAGAAAAAAGUGAAGAGGUAUACUGUUUCCCCAAUUACCAUAUGCUUUUACGUCUUUUAUGCCAGUAUGCUUUUUGACUUAUUUUCUAUGUGGCUUCCCAGGUAUCAAACCGCCAUCAAGGUGGAACAAGAAUUUGGUAAAAGAAAGUUAAACCUUGACCUGUCCAGGUAAAGAGUCUUGUUAAAAAAAGAAAUCACACAUGUCAUCUUAAAUGCAUCCAUUUGAAAACAUUUCUCAUCCUCAUUGCUCAUUGCUGUUUGUUACAGCCAAUCCAGCAAAGUCCCAGAUGUUAUUUCCAUAGACAGUUCUGAAGAUGAGAAUCAACAUGAUGCUAGUGUUUUAAGUGAUAAUGAUGCAAGCAGGUAAUUAAGAACCACCUCUGCUUGUCUCUUCUAGUCUGAUAUUGUGUGUAGUCUCUUGUAUGGUCAUAAGUUGGCACAUGUACUUUCUGCAAAGUUCAAAUGACUUUAGAGUGGGGUGGGUGGAAAUAUAUGAGUUUAUUAAGUUGAUUCACUUGUACAACGUACAAAGAACAAAAUUACUCUAGUCGGGAAAUCCAUAGAUUGCUUUAUAUUCUUCUUUAAAUAAUUUCUUACCUUUUAUUAACGACCCUGUUAAUAAUAUGAACAUCAAUAUUGUUUCUGUCAAAUAACGCUAAUUGAUGAUGAACGCUCCAGUGACAUUUUUUUUUUAAAUAUAGCACCAGCAUUAAAGCUUCAGAGGAGGUUACCGUUGACAAUUCUAAAGAUGAUGGUGUCGUAGAAUAUCAAAGUUGUGCGAGCAUUUCUAGCGAUAUUGAUGGAGACAGGUAAUUUUCAUAAUUAAUUAAUAAUUAAUUAAUAGGGAGCCAUCGGAAAAAAUCGUCCCAUGCAUAUUAUAUAUCAAUGAAAGGUUUAUAAAGUACAGUUUAUAAAUUCCAAAUAACAAAGUUCUCACAGUCUUUGUGUUGGUAGGUGCGCGCAAACCUUUAAACACAAAACUGACGGUGUUUGUUUAACUGAAUUAACGGCCUCCACGUUAGCGCGGACAUCCAAACAAACUGGAAAGAUUUACUCAGCAGAUACUAGGCCAACAAAGCGUGUGAGGAUUUUCGACAUUCCAAUGAGUUCUUGUGAAAACAACUAUUUUGAGGUUGAACAAUACUACACUUUUCAAUAUAUAAAGGUAUUCGUUCGUUAAGAUCGUGGUGUGUUCUGCAAUAAGUUAAAUGAAAAGAACUCCGAUUGACAGGGCGUUAGAAUUGUAGACCUGGUUUUUGGUAAUUGGUUAGGAUAUAGAAAGGGGCCUUAAAGUGUUAUUUUCUGUAAGUGUAUUGUUUCGAAGAUGAUCCCCAUUGUAUUGGAUUGGUUGGCUAGGGGAUCUUUCACCCACACCAAACGCCCCUGUGUGCUUCUUUUUCAACCGAAAAAUGCUAAUAUUUUUUAUAAUUAUUUUUAGGGUUGAGUCUGACGAUGACGACUCUGAAACAUUUGUGAACAGUUCUGAAUCCCAGGAUCACAGUGAAACUGUGUCUUUUUAUCUUGGUGAUAAACACAUACCGGUUUAUGCCUCAGAGAUGAAGGAAUUGUCAAACAGCGGCAUUGCACGGCUAUUACUAGAUCCUCCUGAAGAUAAAGUCGCUUCGAAACCACCCGUAAAGUGUCAAGAAAACAAAAUUUUCAUCAUUGAUAAAAAGUCGCCGUAUUUUCGAAACCCAGACGACCGGAAAGCAGAUGGCCUUGGAGUCUACAAAAACGAUGGAACUCAUGUUGUUGCGUAUUACGAGGACAAGAAUCCGGAAAUCCGCUGGAUAUCCAAAACAAAACCAGAAGAUUGCAAACGCUCCACAGUUCUUCUCAAGAGAACGUACUGGACGCACGUACAACAUCCUGAUUUCCGCAGAAGAGCUUAUGAAAUACUCAGAUAUAGUGGGCACAGCUUUACGCCCGAGCGAUUCGUACUUUUACAGUACAGUUUCAGCGGAAAACCACAUGCGAUCACGACCAAACCACACGGCAAUUCUAAGUCCGAGAAAGCUUUUACUCGCACCAAACCUGGAGUUUUGGAGAGCAUCAAGGGAAAGGUGAAAGGUUCUGCUCCUCCGUCCAAAGUGUAUGACGAAGUGUUUGAAGAGGCUGGGGGCCUACUCAAGGUUUGCAGUGUCUCAGAUGUUCCCAGAAAUAGAAAGCAAGUGGAGAACGCAAAAUAUAAGGGAAGGGAAGUUCGAAGUCAAGACGAGUUAUACGACCUAACCCUCAAAUCAAAAGAAGAGGAGGAAACGGGAAAAGUUUAUAUUCGACGCCUGCAAGUUGCACCUAGUCCGGCAUGCGUUUUGGCUUCUGAUAGGCAAGUUCAGGAUGUUAAGCGGUUUUGUGCCAAUACAACUGAACAAUUUUCAGUGCUCUCCAUCGACACAACUUUCAACAUUGGCGACUUCUAUGUGACACCUACAACCUAUAGGCAUCUGCUGCUGGACGACAGGAGAACUGAAAAUCCCCCUCUUUUACUUGGGCCAACACUAAUACACACGAGAAAGGAUAGCGACACCUUCAGCUACUUUGGAGCCACACUUACAGGACUUGAAAACGGCACUAGAAGCAUACGAUUUAUAGGGUCAGACCGAGAAGAUGCCGUUGAGAAGGGAAUGAGUCCUUAUCUUCCUGUUGCAACAUGGCUUGCUUGCAAACGUCACGUGGUAGAGGACUGUAAAAGGAAGCUUCGCUCGUUAGGAAUCUCAUCAGAGUACCUUACAGCUUUUCUACGUGACAUAUUUGGGUCUGAUGCCAACCAUGAAAAAGGGCUCAUCGAUUCCGAAGGAUGCAUGGACUUUGAUGCUAAACUUGAGAGUUUGGAAAACGUGUGGAAUUCAAGAGAAAAAACAUCAAGGGGUACAGCACUCAAGCGAAGCAGAAUUCCACAAGUACUUUGUCGCACACGUUGCGGAAGACAUGAAGAAGAAGAUGAUUUCCCCCGUUAG